AUGCUAAUCUGUAACCACAAAGGCUAUGACCAGGCGUCUUCAUGUGCUGAAGAUGUCAUUGGUUUAGGCCUGCUGGCAGCAGAUGGAGAUGACCUGCAUCUGAGUGUAGAAAUCACGAGUCCUAAUUCGGUCACGCUUACAGAGCACAGAGAGAUUCGUAAUACGUAUGGUCUGGAUUCCCUUUGCCAUUGCCCUUUGUACGAAGAAGCCAUGCACUUAGCAGAGGAAGGCAAAAUUUACUCACGAGUGUUAAGGACUGAAAUGUUUGAAUGUCUAGGAGACAGUGACUUCCUUGCUAAGCUUCAUUGUAUUCGACAAGCUUUUCAGGUAAUUCUUUCGGAAACAGCAAACAGAAUAUUUCUUGCCGAAAGUGGAAGAAAAAUUUUGUCUGCUUUAAUUGUGAGAGCACGAAAGAAUCCAAAGAAAUUUGAAGAUGUCUUCGAUGAAAUGAUACAUUUUUUGGAACAAACAGAUCAUUGGGACAAUACUGAAAUGGAACUUGCUGCUAGAGGAGUGAAAAACCUGAAUUUUUAUGAUGUUGUUCUGGACUUCAUUUUAAUGGAUUCAUUUGAAGAUUUAGAAAAUCCACCAAUAUCUAUACAGAAUGUAGUAAAUAACCGCUGGCUGAAUUCUUCUUUUAAAGAAACAGCUGUGGCUUCAAGCUGUUGGUCAGUACUGAAGCAGAAAAGACAGCAAAUGAAGGUGCCUGAUGGAUUUUUUGCACAUUUCUACGCUAUAUGUGAACAUAUCAGCCCUGUUUUGGCGUGGGGCUUUUUGGGCCCUAGAAAUUCCCUUUAUGACCUAUGCUGCUUCUUCAAGGACCAGGUGCUUUUCUUCCUCAAAGACAUUUUUGAUUUUGAAAAGGUGAGAUACUCGACGAUGGAGAGCUUGGCCGAAGAUCUUAUGCAGUUACUGAUCCGCCACACUGAACUCUUGAUGGCCUAUCUCGGGGCAGAUUCACUGCGACACGUCGGGGCCUGCGUGAGCGGCCACGGCCACGUCCUGACCACCGGGCUCUUGGAAGCCAAAGUGCAGUGA
Messenger RNA from Mesitornis unicolor (brown roatelo), 1038 nucleotides. RefSeq names its product family with sequence similarity 73, member A (gene MIGA1). The record is from RefSeq and is a predicted model, not a curated record. Gene Ontology annotation, biological process: mitochondrial fusion. The transcript has 9 exons. The coding region runs from base 1 to 1038 and encodes 345 amino acids. Lineage: Eukaryota; Metazoa; Chordata; Aves; Mesitornithiformes; Mesitornithidae.